Naegleria gruberi is the source of this 1775-nucleotide messenger RNA. Its product is annotated as oxidoreductase. Gene Ontology annotation, biological process: glycerol-3-phosphate metabolic process. The transcript has 4 exons. Bases 2 to 1762 code for a protein of 586 amino acids. NCBI's taxonomy places the organism in Eukaryota, Heterolobosea, Eutetramitea, Acrasida, Naegleriidae. The record is from RefSeq and is a predicted model, not a curated record. Gene Ontology annotation, cellular component: mitochondrion; glycerol-3-phosphate dehydrogenase (FAD) complex. Gene Ontology annotation, molecular function: glycerol-3-phosphate dehydrogenase (quinone) activity.
AAUGUGUCAAUUUAUCAAGAAGGCACUGUUUACAUUGUGUUUGUCCAUCAUAAUGUUGUGGAUGUAUCAAUAUUUCAAUCCCGAACAUUCAAUUAUUAAUCAUGAACAUUAUGGAGCUGGAUAUAAAUUGAAUGCACCAAUGCCUUCACGUUCCGAGCUGAUUUCCAAAUUGGAGAAGCAUAAGAGCCAAUCUGAAGAUGAAUUUGAUGUUUUAAUUAUUGGAGGUGGAGCAACAGGAAGUGCAAUUGCAUUGGAUGCCAAUUCUAGAGGACUCAAAGUUGCUUUAUUUGAAAAGGAAGAUUACAGCAGUGGUACAUCCAGUCGUUCAACAAAAUUACUUCAUGGUGGUGUGAGAUAUUUGAAAAAAGCAAUGACAAAUUUGGAUGCUUCACAAUUCUUCCUUGUCAGAGAAGCUCUCCAUGAAAGAUAUCUCCUCUUCAAUCAAGCUCCACACUUGACCAAUUUCAUUCCACUCAUUACACCAAUCUAUUCAUGGAGUGAAAUUAUUCCAACAUUUAUUCAAUUGAAACUCUAUGAUUGGAUUGCAUAUCCACAUCUUCAUGAUAGUUAUUUUGUUAGCGCAGAGGAAGCUAGCAAAUUAUUCCCAAUGAUUAAGAAGGAAGGUCUGAAGGGAGCCAUGAUUUAUUAUGAUGGUCAAUUUGAUGAUGCCAGAACUAAUCUGGGAUUAAUUUUGACUUCCAUUCAGAGAGGAGUAUUGUCAUUGAAUAGAUUUGGAGUUGUUGAACUCACUCAUAAUUCCACAGGAAAAUUGAAUGGAGCUAUUGUGAAGGAUGAAUUGACUGGAAAAACAUAUCCAGUUAGAGCUAAUACUAUUAUUAAUGCAGCUGGACAUUUUGCUGAUGAUAUCAGAUUGAUGGAUGAUGCAACAUCUACCAAACUUCUUCAAGCAGCUUCUGGAAUUCACAUUGUUUUGGAUGGUAAAUUCUGUCCAGCCAAUGAAGGACUCUUAAUUCCAAAAACGAAGGACAAUCGUGUGUUAUUCUUACUUCCAUGGAAGGGUAAAACACUUGCUGGAACAACUGACUCUCCAAGUCCAAUAACCAAUAAUCCAAAACCAAGUGAAGCUGAUAUUCAGUACAUUCUCGAUCACAUUAAUAUGUACUUCCAGGUGAAGGUUUCGAGAGAGGAUGUCUUAUCUGCCUGGAGUGGAAUUAGACCAUUGAAGAAGGCGACUGAGGAGAAGGAUACUGCAUCAAUCUCUAGAGAGCAUGCCAUUUAUACAUCACCAAGUGGAUUAAUGACAAUUAUUGGAGGAAAAUGGACAACUACUAGAAGUAUGGCUUCAGAUAUUAUGGAAAAGGCCAUCAAACAAUCUCCACAACUCCAAGAAAGAAUAAUUGGCCCACCAUUCACUGAUAGAAUCAAAUUAGUUGGUGGUGAGGAGUUCAAUCCUCUCUAUGUUAAAAAGAUGAAGCUCGAUCCAAUCAUUGCUGAGCAUUUGAAUUCAGUUUACGGAGAUCAAGCUUAUUUAGUUGAAGAAAUUGCUUUGAAGGAAGGACGUACAGCAAAGCUUCAUCCACUCUAUCCAUUCAUUGAGGCAGAAAUUAUCUACUCAAUUAGAUAUGAAUAUGCUGUAAAGAUUUUGGAUAUUCUAGAAAGAAGAACUAGAAUUCAGUUCAUUGAUACCAAGACAUCUUCAUCUCUCAUUCCAAUUAUUUCUCAAAUUAUGGCUGAAGAAUUGAAAUGGACUACAGAACAAAAAACUGCUGAAGAACAAGAAGUUCAUAAAUAUUUACAAUAAAGAACUUACCUUU